Molecule: messenger RNA, 1278 nt
Organism: Metarhizium album ARSEF 1941
Lineage: Eukaryota; Fungi; Ascomycota; Sordariomycetes; Hypocreales; Clavicipitaceae
Exons: 3
Coding region: 1-1278 (425 amino acids)
Source: RefSeq, a predicted model, not a curated record
AUGGUUGCCGCACCCGUCAGAAGGACCACUGCUAGCAAAAACCGCUCCCCGGCCAAGGAACGCAAAUCCGCCACGAGAACACAAAGUGCUGAGGCCUCUCUUGUCUCGUCGAGCGCUCCCAGCUCCCCCGGCAAGACUGAGACGCCUCGCACGGCUAGGUAUUCGCACCACCUCCCGACGAAUCAGCAGAGAAAGGGCAAUGGGCGUGUCCCAGGGAGGAACUUGAUUAUGUGGAAUCGCCCACGAAUGGCCGAGAAGCUCCUGCUACACAUUCAUUAUGAAUGUACUCGACACAGACUCCAGUUACCGUGGGACGCAAUCGCCCACCGCUUCCACCCUGGGUCAUCGGGAGCUGCCAUCAUUCAACACAUCAAUCGUUUGCGGCGGGAAAUCCUGGCUGAAGGCCAUCUGGUCCCGCCUCUCACACAGCGAUCUUCGGCUACACCUGUUGACCCCAACGUUCGCGGAUUCGUCCGCCAAGACACGGAAUGUGGUGACAUCGAAGCCACUCGUCCUGUGUAUUUUGGCGAGAGAAUUGAUGAUCCCAAGUUCAGUCUCCCUUGUGAUCUCUCCUUCCUUGAUGAAGAAGAGUCGAUGGAGCCACAGGCCGGGCUCGGCACCUCGUCAGCUGGGUCCGACGAGGGAGACUCUCGCCAGGACUCCCCGACUCCCAUGACACGAUGUGGUUCAAAAUCAUCCAUCGGUUCAAUGAGCGCUUAUGAAACCUUUGCACCGCAGUUCGUGGCCCCGGUUGAGCUCGUGAGAGACAGACGAGGCCUUGACCUGUCCCAUUUCCCAAUCGUCGGCCAGCAGGUAGUGGAAACGGAGCCCAACCAUGGCCGACACCUUCCGCAUGGAUCCGAGUCCGUUGCCAACUCGUUCGAAGGAAUAGCCUCGCCCGGCGAGCCGCUCGAGACCAGCCUUCCAGUAAUAGCACCAGGACAUUUUGCGCUUCCCGGCAUCCCCGAACACGCGCAUCAUGGCUGCAGAAUGUCCACCUUGCAGAGCCUGGCUCACCCAUUCGUGUACCAGAUGAGCCAUCACCAGGAUUGCUUACGUGCGGCUUUCCACAUGGGCAUGCCUUUUGCCAUGACAAGUCCAUACGACCCCUACAUGGCACUAGACCCGGGCCUUAUGAAACAAAGCAUUGGGCAGCCCUUACCGGCUGCUGCUACUGCCGAAAAUCAGGCAACGAUGCGAGGCGACAUCGAGGCUGCCGACGUCUCUACACCCCUUCCCGCUAUUUCAGGCCCUGCUCUGAGCCAGACAAUUCAAUAA